Symbiodinium sp. CCMP2592 is the source of this 5652-nucleotide messenger RNA. The record is from the annotation of a GenBank genome assembly. NCBI's taxonomy places the organism in Eukaryota, Dinophyceae, Suessiales, Symbiodiniaceae.
AUGGUCACUACUCAAGGCGAAGGUGCCUUGGGUCGCUUCGAGUUUGUGGCGGCCUGCGAGGCUCUUCUCGCAGAUAGUCCUGGCUGUGCCAGCGCAGCCGACCUCCACGAGCUCUUCGAUGUUCUGGAUCCGCAGUGCACUGGGCAGGUCAGCGUCGGGGAGUUUUCUCGGCUUCUUCAGGCUUACCAGCAGGCUCCGAAAGCCGCGGAUGCCCACGCUGCCGCGGUCCGCCUGCUCGAAGGCCAGUCAGGCCCAAGUCCGUGCCUCGCUCUCGAUGAAGGUGGGCAACCCGGCACUGUGCUCAGCCCAUUAGCCGGGCUGCGAGCAUGGCUGCUACAGAAGAACUGGAUCUUCCAAGAUCUUGAGGCACUCUUGGGCGGACCGCGAGCAGAACUCGGUUGGACUGAGUUUGCGGGGCGGCUGCUCACCCGCGUCAAGACGCCCUGGCUCACCCGUCGAGGUGCGGCGGACAUCUUUGCACAGCUUCAGGUGCGUUCCACAAAUGCGCCGCUCGGUGAAGUGGAAGCCGUUGUGCGAGUGCCCGACUUGGUCCAAGCGCUGCUGGGGUCGGAAGACUUUGCCCUCGAGGCUGCUCGCAGAGUCGUCAGAAUUGUUUCGCGAGAAGCCCGACACCGCGACCAGGAUGUGGGAAAGCUUUGUCUGGCAGCUGACGUCCGACGUGUGGGAAGUCUCGACUUGAAGCAGCUGAGCUCAGUGCUGUCGGCUUUGUGCCCGCAGAUGCUUGCAGAGGCGGAUGUCGGGCUGCUCUUCUGGCGAUUCUCCGGCGGCGGCGGUUUCUCCUACGACCAGCUUCAGGCCGAGCUGCGUGCAGAGCAGUCAGCUGCGGCGGAGCAUGUCCUGCUGCGUGGCAUGCCGGUGUUGAUUCGACAAGCCGCUUCUUUCGAGGCCGCUGCCAAGAUCCAGGACAGCGCGCGCUCUGGAAAGCUCUCCGCGGCCCAGCUGCGAGCAGCCUUAGCGCAGAUGGACCUCGGCUUGAGCUUGGAAGGAGGCUCCGGCAUGUCGGAGCUGGAGGAGUUUGCGGGGCUCCUAGCGGCUGCUACAAAGAAGAAGGUUGAGCAGUUUGACUACGCCUCUUUGGUUUCUGGUGGAAGCUGGAAGGGCCCGACGAUGGAGGAGGCAGUUGCCACUGUCUGCCGCGGCAGCAAGAGCCUUUCGAAGCCUGCCAGCGCGGACAAGAGGCAUAUGCUGUCCAUCCUCUUCUACAAGACUGCAGAAGCAGCGAAGAAGUUGGGCUUGUCAGCUCAGCGGGCUUUCGAUGGCUUGGACCGUGGCAGCAAGGGCUUCCUCAACGCCGAGGAUUUGCGCUUGGCCGUGCUUCAGAUUGUCGGAGGAGAUCAAAGUCUCACCUUGAAGGACCUUGGUCUUCUUCCGUCAACAAGGUUGAACUUUCCGGACUUCGAGAAGCGCUUGAACUUCGAUUUCGGCCUACUGUCCAAGCACAUGGGCGAGGUGUUUUCUGACCAGCCCGCGAUCAGCGAGUCAGAUUUCGUCAAUCGUCUGAGCCAGAUUGCUGGCCUCGACAAGGCGACUCUACAAAGCUGGCUGCAGCUCAUGUACCCCGGUGGUUGUCCAGCCGAUGGCGUUGGGCGCGGUGCAUGUGAGACUUUCCUCGCGACAACGCCUGCGCUGGUGCCAGGAAGCACAGGUGCUGUACUCAGACUUCAAGGCUUUAACAUUCGCGCAGAGUUGAUGAAGGAUGCCGAGGCUGAAGGAACGGCCGGCACAAUGCCCGCAUGGGUAGCCUUCUCUCGCGGGCGCGACCUGCUGAAGAAGCUUGCGGCCAAGGAUGCUGACCAGCUGAUUAGAUCCGUAGCAGAGGCAUCAGCGAAGUAUCCGGCAGCCGGGCCUCAAGAGGUCAUUGCCGGUGCUCGCAUGAAGACGGAAUCAGAAGCACCGCUAAGAACUGAAACUCUGCUGAGUUGUGCUGAGAGUGAGAGAGUCGUCGAACAUAUCUUGGAGGUUACCUUCAAGUCUGUGACCGGGUUCAGCAGAGCGGCUGAAGUCUUCAUCCGGUACAGCUGCUAUGGCACCAAUUGUGUUGCCGAUGCACCAGCUUCAGCACAGAUGGACUUCAGCGCAAGGCAUGUUUUCGGCCUCAGCAGCAGUGACUCGCUUGCCAAGCUUUUUGAAGGACGGGAUCAUGCAUUCACAAUUCAAGCAUGGGUCGCUGUUGCAAAAGAUGAACUUCGACGGCCCCUCGCAGUCGCCGCGGUUCCGGCGGCCGAGUUGCGCGCCUUCUUGGAGUCCUGUUUGCUGGAGAGGCCACGCCCCGAAGCGGUUCUUGGAUCGCAAAGGAAGUUCGCUCUAUCCUUCACUCCGGUACCCAUCACGGACCCUAAGCUCAAGAAGCCACCUGCUGAUGCCGUCAAGGGAGACGUAGAGCUGGUGGUGCAUUAUAGUCGGCGCGCGAAUCCGGAUCCACAGCGGAUGGCGUUACCUUGGAACUCCUCCUUUGCUGGCCGCCUGGUGGUUUGCAGGAAGGGUGUUGCGAGUGUAACAUGUGAUGACCCAGAAGAGGCUCCGAGUGGGCUUGCACCACGAGAAGAGGUGCCGAAAGCACUUCCCCCACCUGGCUCGGUGAUCAUCAAGAUCUCGAUCUUAGGCCUUCAACUCCAAGCGGACGCCUUGCGGGGCUUGGUGGCUCGGUGUUUGCAAGGCCAGCUGCUAGCUGCUCCCGGCUCCGUCGGGGGCCUCGCCAGCAAGGCGCCAAAGUUCUUCAUGCGCCUUUGCCUCUUUCCCGGAAAGCCCGCUAUGCAAGUGGCGGGCUGCGGUGGCUGGGCGGAAAGUGCAGUGAAACCGGUUCCCGAGAACUUGUUGGCUCCGGCCAGCCUUGCCAGGCCUGAGGGAGCGCAGGUGAAGUUGGAUUUCUGCUGGAGCUCGCCACCCCUGGAAGCAAGUCAAGCCGUUCAGUCGCUUCAGGAUGGAGUUGUGGCGCUGGAAGUUUGGAUCAGACACCCAGCUGCUGAUCUCCGCCUGGCCGAGAAGUCCGUGCCGCUCCAGUCACUGCUGGAAGCCGUGUCACCGGAGGAUCCCAGCGAACUGCGUCUGCGGACUCUGCAGCCAGCCAAGGUGGACUUGACUGCGGCUUUCGAGCGUGAUGGGAAGGCUUUGGCCCAGGUGUCGGCCGGUUCGAUGGCAGAGUUGCAGCUCCCCAACGGCCCAGGGACCCUGUCAUGGCUCGUCGAGAAGCCCAAGCCAAAGCCCAAAGAGCCACAGGCUCCUUUACGGGCGGAGUACUUGCUUCGCCUUCGAGAGGUCCUUCUAUCUGGAGAUUUUGUGCAGCAUUUGGCCGGGGGGGAGCCGACAUCCAAGGAAGAAGAGCAUGGCAGAAGGUACGGGCGCAGACGCGAUGCCUCACAGACAGCUUCGGACCUGCCUCUCUUCUACCUGGAAGUAGCUGAGGGUUAUGUGUCUUCGUGGCCAGGCUCCUCGAGCAGUCGCUUCCGCUCUGCUCCUGUCCGUGGCGUGCUUGAUGGGCAAGGCUGGGUGCGUGUCAAUCCUGGCGAGGAUGCCUCCCUUUCAUUGCCUGGGCGCUAUGUCCUCGGAGGCGGAUUCGGGGAAACGGGAAAGAGCAUGGAUGCCCUGGUGCUGAGUGCAGAGAAACACAAGCUCGGGCUCCGCCUACUCCAGCUCAGUUCUGGUAGCGACACAAAGGCAGCGGCACAAGCUGACGUUGUACUUCCACUCGGAAGAGAGGUUGAAGGUGUUCCGUCCAUGUAUUUUGGAGGUCUGCUUUGGAUACCAUUGCUUCACGUGGCUCCAGAGCAUCCCUGCACUUGGGUGGUGGGGCGUGCACUGCUUUGUAUCGAAGCGUGCAGGCCCAACGUGUCCAGAGACCUUCGUCUCCUGAGGCAGGUGCCCCUGGCACCUACCGGUUUGUACCUUCCGCUUUACAAGGAUUGGGAACCGCCACGGCCACCCUCUUGCCCAGCUCCUGGACCCGCUUCCUGGCCGGUGGAAUCGGCGGUGCGAGCUUUGGCUGGGGAUGACUUGUGGAAGAAGCUCAACGACGAAGCGGUGAAACCUGGCAUCAUUUCUUCAGGAGCUUUUCAAAAGGCAAUACAGGCUGCUGCAGAAAGUUCAACAUCCCCUCUUUUCCGUGCAGCUUCCGCUUCCACGAGCAUGCCUGCGGCUGGUGGCUCGGCAAUGCAAGAAGACUUGAACUUCCUCGUGGCGACUCUGGCGCCCAUCAUGGCAGAUGCUGGCUGCAUGGUUCCUUUCAGGCAGCUGCUUCUUUGGAUGGGUCUUCGCAAGCUCGCCCGCUUGAUACUGCCCAUUGCCAGAGGCCUGCUGCGGCAACUUCAGCAACUGGAGCUCAAUGGUGACGCAGGUCUUAGAGGAUCUUCUGGAGCCGUGUCCUUUGCGAGCUUCCAGGCGGUUCUCCAGGCAGAGCUGCAAAGGGUGGGCUUACCAGAUUUGCCGGCAGCUCUGUGGCAGCUGAUCUCCCAAAGAUCCGAAUGGCUGGCUGGAGGCCAUUGGCACUUUGACUACGUCGUCUUCCUUUGGGACUUGCAGGCUGCAAGCGGCAGCGAAGUGGCCUUGCAAGGCACCGGUGGCCGAGACACCUCCACGGGAGCAGAAAAGAUCGGCAAGGCUGGCGCCGAUGUGCUCUUCUGGCCACUGCGAUCUGACCUUCACCUUCAGAGGCGAGAGCCGACUUCCUCUCCCCGCAGCCCGAUGCAGAGAGAGGCCAUGGCACUUCCAAGGCCGCGAGGAAGCUCCACCGGCUUCUCAGCCGGACUAGCACCGCGCCCGCUGCCAGCUCUUCGGGGCUUCGAAGAAUCCGCAGUGCAGAUGCCCCCCUCAAGCUCGGCGCCACCGGUGCACUCAGCUGUGCCGGCCGUUCUGCCGGGUCUCGGCCUUCCUGGCGCUCCCAGAGCUCGCUCACCGAGCCCCUUCUGGGAUCUAUCGGCGCCCCGCCCUCUCCAAGAGCUUGGGGUGAAAAACGACAUCAAUGAGACAGUGCUGCGGGCUGUGUCAAGGCUUUCUGAUACAGAACUGCAGCUUCGCUCUCUAUCGGGCAGUGAGGAAGAGCAGCUGCAGCAACUGCGUGCAAGACACCAGCAGAAUUUGGAAAGCUUGGGCAUUCUGCAAAAAUCCAUGCUGAUCCCAUCGGCGACAACGACCACGCUUCCAGCUGCUACGGCUUCAGAUGCACGCGAGAAUGGCGAGCGCAUUGCUUUGGAGAGCAUUGGCUCUGCGCCUGCGCUUGGCGUUUCAGCUUUGCUGGACCUCGCCAACGCGAGUGCCGCGAGUGCCGCGAGUGCAGAGAAUACCGGGGCCGGGCUUGGCCUGUGCGGCCUGGGCGGCCUGGGUGCUGGGCCCUUGCCGCCAGCUCUUGGGUUUUCCUCCGUUGGCCGUCCGAGCCCACCAGCAAGCCCGCAGCCGGAGCAGCCGGAGCAGCCGCAGUCAGAGCCAAGGCUUCCGAAUCAGCUUGACUUGAGCCAGACUGCUGGGCCACUACCGCCCCCAAGCCCGUGGAGUGCAGAAGCAGAAGGCUCUGAAAGCAUUUCCGUCCAGCUUGAGGGCAGAGUGCUUCAAACUCAAGUCAAUUCACGCAUCGAUGAUGUGAGUCCAACUGAGUCAGAACGAUAUUUGGCUCUGCAAAGUUCGCAGUGUCACUUCGUCUGA